Molecule: messenger RNA, 538 nt
Organism: Portunus trituberculatus (swimming crab)
Lineage: Eukaryota; Metazoa; Arthropoda; Malacostraca; Decapoda; Portunidae
Exons: 2
Coding region: 111-398 (95 amino acids)
Source: RefSeq, a predicted model, not a curated record
CGGCCGACCGCCACCGCCGCUGCCGCCGUUGAGGGAGACUGGCUGGAUGAGUGGGUGAUAGAGGCGAGGCAGGUGUGGUGAGGCGGAGGAUUGGAGACGAGAACCUACAGAUGACGGCAGACACGGAAGAUUCCACUAACCAGGAGUUGGUGAUCCGAAGCCGUGACUGCAGCGAUCCCGUGCGUUCUGCACCAUCAGGGAAGGACUCUCUCUGGCUUCGCACUGCGCCUACAUUGACCGUUGCCGCCGCCGCUGCUACCGCUACUCGGAGGGGCACUGCCUCGCAUUGGGCCUUCACUGCCGUCCCGCUAAUACACGUGUCGCCGUCGCAGCUACUGGCACUGAGGGACUUCGCCUCGCAGCGGCCUGGCAAACACCUGCUACACCACCACCACUAACUCCACCACCGCAGUCCAGAGAUUCAGCUUCGCAUAGCAGACAUCCUCCUAUUCAACGCUUGCUGCCACUACCACCUCAUUAUGGUGGUGUCACUGUACUUGGAUCUGUUGUCACUACUGAAUAAUAAUGUGUAAAGAAA